UUUGUCCCUGUUCGGCCACCGUCUCGACAGCGUUGCGAAGUAUUUCGUCCGCUCGCAGCCGCCGUCUCAGUUAUUAGUCACGGAGUUCCAGGGCAGGGGGACUAGAGUUAUGGGGGAGCAGGUUGUUGUUGCCGGUACCAUGGAGUCACCUUUUAGUCCCAGACUCUGUCACAGGCCCGAUGAAGACUGUGAUUCUACCCUGUUUGCUGAACUUGGUUAUUUCACAGAUACUGAUGAGCUGCAAUUGAGUGCAGUAAAUGAGACUUAUGAAAAUAAUUUUGAUCAUCUUGACUUUGAUUUUGAUUUAAUACCUUGGGAGUCAGACGUUUGGGACAUCAACAACCAAUUCUGUACAGUUAAAGACAUUAAGGCAGAAGCUCAGCCACCUUCUCCAACCUCCUCAAGUUGUUCAGUCUCAUCUCCUCAGUCAGUGGACUCUUAUUCUUCAACACAGCAUGUUCCUGAGGAGUUGGAUUUGUCUUCUAGUUCCCAGAUGUCUCCCCUUUCCUUAUAUGGUGAAAGCUGUAAUAGUCCUUCCUCAGCAGAGACAUUGACAGAAGAUAAGUCUGUAACUGGUCCUAGGAACAAGACUGAAAAUGGACUAACUCCAAAGAAAAAAAUUCCGUUGAAUUCAAAACCUUCCAUUCAGCCCAAGCCUUUAUUGCUUCCAGCAGCACCCAAGACUCAAACAAACUCCAGCAUUCCAGUGAAAACCAUCAUUAUUCAGACAGUACCAACACUUAUGCCAUUGGCAAAGCAACAACCAGUUAUCAGUAUACAGCCUGCACCCACCAAAGGUACCUGA
Messenger RNA from Carlito syrichta (Philippine tarsier), 805 nucleotides. RefSeq names its product cyclic AMP-dependent transcription factor ATF-6 alpha. Gene Ontology annotation, biological process: regulation of transcription by RNA polymerase II; endoplasmic reticulum unfolded protein response. The coding region runs from base 110 to 805 and encodes 231 amino acids. Gene Ontology annotation, cellular component: nucleus. The transcript is spliced from 6 exons. NCBI's taxonomy places the organism in Eukaryota, Metazoa, Chordata, Mammalia, Primates, Tarsiidae. The record is from RefSeq and is a predicted model, not a curated record. Gene Ontology annotation, molecular function: RNA polymerase II cis-regulatory region sequence-specific DNA binding; DNA-binding transcription factor activity, RNA polymerase II-specific.